Molecule: messenger RNA, 4911 nt
Organism: Branchiostoma belcheri (Belcher's lancelet)
Lineage: Eukaryota; Metazoa; Chordata; Leptocardii; Amphioxiformes; Branchiostomatidae
Product: allene oxide synthase-lipoxygenase protein-like
Exons: 21
Coding region: 167-3526 (1119 amino acids)
Biological process (GO): arachidonate metabolic process; hepoxilin biosynthetic process; lipoxygenase pathway
Molecular function (GO): heme binding; protein binding; iron ion binding
Source: RefSeq, a predicted model, not a curated record
UGUGUCAAUCAUUUUCGUAGCGUCCUAUACACCGACUCACACUCACACUCCACCUUCCUCAACCGUAUUCCCACAAGGAACCACAGAGCAGACCGCACAGACCACACCGCACUGCCAAUAUUUACCGUCUAGAAAGCGACGGGCCAUCGGUGAAAAAGAUACAACCAUGGGUAACGCACUUGGAUACCUGAAAUGGCUGGUGAGCAGCAACCAAACAUUCGCACCUGAUCGGAAAGAAGAUUUCGUGAAGACAAACAUCGGUUUUCCGUGCCGUGUGGUGACCGGGAACAACGCCGUGCAGUCUGUCUUUGACAUCGACCUUUUCCGAAAGGAGGAGUUCUAUUUUGGGCUGGUAGAAGUCCGGAAGGACUUUACGGAGGGCGUUUGCCCCUGCAUCGCGUCUAACGGGAAAAUCCACGAGAGAAACAAGGCGCUGAUGAUGGACGUCAUCGCCCGCGCUUACGAAGAGAUUCCAGCAUCAACAGCAGAUGCCGUGCUGUCCAACAUCGCCACCUGGGGAAACAGACCAGCCGGCUUCGAAUCAAAGUUAAUGGCAGUGUCGGCGAGCGCUCUUCUCCCCACCAUCUUCGGGAGAUCAACACGUUUCAAUCCCGAGGAUGUCAACCUCUACAUCAAAGGUUCAACUGAGUUAAGAUCAGACAUCUUGGCCGUGUUGACGGGUGAAGAUCGUACUGAAGCAGGACGGGGGAUGAGGUCUGUCCUGAAGAAAAUAAAGACAUCAGACAGGUACCGCCAUCUGAUAGAUCUGGGUAGAUCACAUGGAUUAGACGAGGCGUCGACCACGGGACAACUGCUCUUCUCGGUAAUGUUCAACGGAGUCGGCGGCAUCACAGUAAACCUGGUGCCUUCCUUCGCCCGGCUGGACACCAUCAGCGCGGAGGACCGGGAGGAGCUACGGGAGGAAGCGCUUGCCGCCCUGAGGAAACACGGAGGCCUGACCCGGGCGGCCCUGGAGGACAUGCCGAAAACUGAGAGCUUCGUGUUGGAAGUACUGCGAACCGGUCCCAGCCCGGACUUCUGGAGCACCAUUGCGACACGCCAAACAACUGUGAAGUACACAACUGCAAGUGGUUCAAAGAAGGCCAAGAUUGAAGAUGGCGAACGUGUGUACGCCAGUUCCUACUGGGCAUUACGGGAUCCCGCUGUGUUCGACAAACCAGACGACUUCGUGUGGCGGAGGUUUCUCGGUCCAGAGGGAGAAGCUCGCCGGGAACACCACGUCAUCUUUCACGGCCGACUCACGGAUACACCCGCGGUCAACAACCACAUGUGCCCGGGUAGAGACGUCGCGCUGUCCGUGAUCAAAGGCAGCAUCGCCGUCCUCAACACGUUCUUCGGAUGGGAACUCCAGGAGCCGCCGGUGUGGACUGGGUCGAAGGCAGCUCGUCUCGGUCAGCCUGACAACGAAGUGAAAGUCAGGUCCUUCUGGCUGCAACAUCCUGACGACUUGAAAGAGAUUUUUCCGUCACACUUUGAUGACAUUUCUGACGGAAUGGAUGAAAGUCCUGACGUUGAUGGCAUUGACGUCCUCGUCAAAACGAAGACAGGGACGUAUUGUGGGGCUGGAACUGAUUCCGACGUCUACAUCCGUCUGUAUGACGACAAAGGUCAUCAGUCCCAGGCAUGUCAGCUGGAUGUGUGGUGGAAAGAUGACUUUGAAAGAGGGCGUGAGGGGCAGUACAGACUGAAUGACGUGAAAGUGGCAGCCCCGAUUCUUCAGCUGGAGCUGUGGCGGGAAGACGACCCUGAUGACGACUGGUACUGUGACACAAUCUCCGUACAACUCAACCCGAACAACAACGGACCGACAUACGACUUCCCUGUCCAUCGCUGGAUCAAGGAAAAUGAUCACGUGUGGUUGAUUCCCGGAGAUUGUGAGCUCCCUCAGGACGACCUGAACCCUCAGGACCGCGCGGAUGAACUGUUGAUGAUGAAAGAGCGUUACGCGUCUGUAUCAGCUCCUGGAAUGCUACCUGGGGUGGCAACAUUGCCUGUAGAGGAGGAGUUUACCAAACAACGAAAGAGGGAUAUGAAAAGAACUAAACUCAUGAUGGGGUUUACCAACUUGCCGAUUCACAUCUUUGGCGGGCGAUUCAACAGCUUUCAGAGUUUCAAGGAAGCCUUUCCACCUGGCAAAGUUCCGAAGGGCAUGUUCCGGUGGGAAGCAGACGUAACGUUUGGUGCACAGCGACUGCGCGGAGUCAACCCAACCUCUAUAAAACUCUGCCAGAAGAUUCCCAAAAAGUUUGGUGUCACGGCCGACAUGUUGGAACCAGUACUAGGUGUCAAGCUUGGAGAAGCUCUGGAAAAGAAGCGCUUGUACAUCGUGGAUCACUCACACAUGGGUAUUUCUGCCUUCAAGAACCAAGGCAGGCCUAUGUGUGCACCAUAUGGUCUGUUUUUCGUCAACGACAACAAAGAUCUGGUGCCUGUAGCCAUCCAACUGUACCCUAACGACGGAGGAAAGCAGCAUCCGGUGUUCCUGCCAAGCGAUCCCGAGUACACCUGGCUUUAUGCCAAGAUGUGGUUCAACUGCGCAGAUGGGAACUACCACGAGGCUGUACCCCACCUUGGUUUUACCCACCUCGUGGUUGAGGCAUGCGCUCUUGCGGCCAAGACAACACUCUCCCGCUCACACCCGAUCCAGCGCCUCCUGGAGCCUCACUUUUUCAACCUGAUGGCCAUCAACGACUUUGGAAGGGAAGCCUUGAUCAACGAAGGCGGCGGCCUUACCCAAAUCACGAUGAUCGGAGAGAAGGGUGCCUUCGAGCUGAUGAAAAAAAGACUGAAGACAUGGCGAAUGGACGUGGAUGGGACGCUUCCAGAAGACCUCAAGGCACGAGGCGUGGACGAUGUGAAGGCCCUCCCAAAGUACUACUAUAGGGACGACGCGAUGCCAACUUACAACGCCAUUAAAGAAUAUGUCACAGGAGUGGUGAAGAUAUUCUAUGGCAACGCUGAUCGAUCCACAAAACUACAGAAAGAUCACGAGAUCCAGGCCUUUGCAGAGGCUCUUGUUUCUACAGAGGGUGGGAAAACUGCGAUCAAGGGAAUCCCCGGAAACGGGAAGUUCUCCACACUGGAUGAGCUGAUCCAGACCCUCACCUCCAUCAUCUUCACCAGCAGCGUGCAGCACGCAGCCGUCAACUUCAUGCAGCUAGACCAGUACGGCUUCGUACCAGCCAUGCCGCUCAUGUUGAUCAAGGAUCCACCCAGUACUAAGGCUGCAUUGACGGAGCAGGACGUCCUGGACGCACUUCCAGCAAAGAAAGACGCCGCUAAAAUCAACACUCUGGGGUUGAUCCUCAGUGAACGCGCGACGCAACCUCUGGGUGACUUUGAGGUCGACUACCUCCGGGGAGAGGAGGUUGACCAAGUCAUCUUUGAGUUUCAGCAAGAACUGAGCCGCAUCUCCAACGAGAUCAAGUAUAAAAACAAGAGGAAACGUUUCCAGCCGUACGAUUAUCUGGACCCCCAGAACAUCCCCAACGCCAUCAGCAUCUAGGAGUCUUCACUACAGUGAAAAAUUACAGUGAACUGGGUCAUUUGUAGUAACUAAAGCAUCACUAUGGUCAACAAGUAUGUGAUAGAUCAAAACAAUGAUGUGAACAGACUAUCGACAUAGUGUUACCAUUUGAACAAAUAACUACUUAGUACUAGUUUCAAUCCACAUGUAUUGACAACGGUUUAUUAUACGACGCAUAUAUAUCAAAAUAAUACUAAAAGCGUUUCGUCGAUUUUGUUCAAGCCUUUCUUUCUGGAUUUCAGCAAAGCAGUUAGUCCAACGUAAGCUCAUAGUUAUGAUUGUAACAAGAAAGUAAAAGACAUGGGCUUAAUUAUGAUAGCAACAAAACUUGUUGUAGUAUUUUGUAGUUUCAUUUUCCGGAGGUUUGUUUUUUCAGUCUUGUAGGUUUAUUUAGCUUUAGUUUUGACAUGAUAUAUAGCAACAAAAAUUAGGCCCAUUGUCCCUGAAAAUAUGCAGGCACGAAUGCGAUUAGCUGGCAGCCGUCUCAAUAUCAACAGCUUCAAGUAUUUUAUAUUCUGUAGUUGGGACAGUGCUUUGCCAUUGAUGUUCCUUUUAGUGUGAUGCUGAACAAUUUUUACUCGUGAAACCGGACUAUUCUAGAUUGCUUGGACACUGAUGCAUAAAACGUACUGUGUGGGAGUAGAAGUAGAAAGUGGUGAUAUAUAUAACAUCUGUUGUUUCGAUUAGAAAGAUUCAUCACAUGUCUAGUAGUUUGUAGUAGUAUAUAACGUGUUUUAGAUAAAGUAGGCACCUGGCGAUCAGUAUUGUCUGUCAUCCUGGAAGUACUCUGCCUAAAAUAAAGACCACUCAAACUCGGUUCUCAGUCAUCUGAACCUGUUUUAGAUCAGAAAUGUGAACAUCCAUCCUGAACAUGGUCUCUCUAGUCUUUUCCACUGUAGUUUUGUUUUACCUGACCACGUCUGACGGUAACCAACAGAAAAAUGUCUCACCUGAAUCUCGAGUCGAGUUCAGUGCUGAUCGCCAUGAUAAAGAAACCAAAUACAUUGCUUAAUGCUUCUGCUUAUAUAGGAAGUAUAUAAUAACGGAGCUACAGCAUGUAUACGAACAAGAUUGUCUUAUGUCCAUGUAUAAUUUGAGGAGGAAAACCUCAAGUAAUACAGUUGUUUCAUUGGAAUGAAGUGUUUCUGACGUUCAGUAUACAAUAGCUGUUACACCAUCCUGCCAGCUACUUUACAACAUCAUGACAUUAACCACCCGUGUCCUUGUACGUGUAAACAUGCUGUCAACUAAAACACAAGGUUGGUCUGUAAGAUGCCACCCAUCUGUCACCAAUAACACAGUGGCAUUAAUUGAACAUCCAAGAAUAAAUACAACAUGUGGCUCCAGCUCCAGUUUACAGAACU